Bombyx mandarina (wild silkworm) is the source of this 733-nucleotide messenger RNA. RefSeq lists its product as uncharacterized. The record is from RefSeq and is a predicted model, not a curated record. Lineage: Eukaryota; Metazoa; Arthropoda; Insecta; Lepidoptera; Bombycidae.
UACAAGUGCACGGAGAACAGAAAUAAAAAUAUUAAAAAGAUGGAGUCCUGGUUUUCUUUGUGUCUGUUGCUCUCUGUCAGUUGUGGAGUGGUCAAGUGUUUAGGAAUCGAGCAAUUCUGGACAGACGAUUACAAGACGUUUGAGAACGUUUACGGGAAGACAUCAGACAAGGAAAUAUACGGCGCAACUUUACCGCCUGCCGUCAAACAAGGCGUCAAACGUGAGGCCUCCGAGAAGAAGGAACAUCACCAGCUUAAGUACGACAGAGACGCAUUCGACAUCCACACCGCAGACACAAAUACGGAAUCAAAAAAACCAGCCAUUUCAACGCAGAGCUUCAUAAAAUACACAGAUUUUAUACCAAUAGCCCAUACUACAGAUCCGGAAAACUAUGGUUAUUUAAAGCAAUUAGAAAAUUAUGAGAAAGAUAACUCAAAAUUUAGUGCACCCUUUCUUACUGCGAGUUUCAAAUCAUACCCUUCGAACACUUACAAAAGCAUCAGAGAUAUUAUUGAAUCGGAUCAACAUAAAAACACUUUAGACAGUGUUACAGUUAGUGAGAAUAAACUUAAAAACAGACCGAUCAGGUUUAGGAAUGAUUCGCUGAAAUCGAAAUGCGUUUCUGGAAGGUGCAAUAAAUUAUCUUCAAUCAGAGGAACGAAGCCUUACGUCGCUAGAAUAAAACAUAGGAUCGUUAAGUAUUAAUAUUUUGAUUGCAACGGAUAUGUACAGA